AUGCAGGCCGCACCCGCACCGGCCUCCGCCCCCUCCCGCUCACCCCUGACCUCACCCCCCUCGGCCGCCCCUCCCCGGCUACACAACCCCCGUCUGCCCGCGGACAAACCGGAUAUCUCUAUUCCGCAAGCGAGGCGGAUUGCUGUGGAUACGACGGGUGCUCAGAUUGUGCAGGAGGAAUCGGUCGCUACUCGGGACUCGAGAGGUAUCUACUUACCUCAUUACAUUGAGCCCGUCUCUCACAUAGCCAUCGACAUCGGAGGCUCCCUCGCCAAAGUCGUCUACUUUACCCGCUCCUCCGCUCCCAUCAUCCACACCCCACCCGCCACAACCCCAUCCUCGCCCUUCCUCCCUCCCUCGCAGUCCGUCUCCUCGCCCAAUGCAGCCGCAUCCACCUCGCGCCUUCCGGACGAGGACGACCCUUCUCUCUCCCCCUCCGCCGAAACUCGUCUUCCAACAGUAAACGGCGCCCUGAAGCCCCAAGCUCUCGUAGAAGACUACCUCUCCGUCCCCAAACGAUCCUCUGCCGCCUCGCACCGCUUCAACCACUCCGUCAGCUCCUCCUCCACAUCCGCUCCGGCCCCUCGGACCCGGGACCGCCGCUUCUCCUCGUCCCCCCAACUGCCCCAACCCCUCCCUGGCGGCCUCCUCAAUUUCGCCCGGUUCGAAACGGCCAACAUUGACGACCUCAUCCGGUGGCUCGCCGACCUCAUCCACACCUCGGCAGCCGCCAACCGCGUCUCGGUCGAGCGCAUGAAGUCCACCGUUAAAGUCAUGGUCACCGGCGGUGGGGCGUACAUGUACAAUGACCGCCUAGCCACCGAGUUGGGGGUGGAAGUGGUUAGAGAGGAAGAAAUGGAGAGUUUGAUACUGGGGCUGGGGUUUGUCGCGAGGAUUCCGGAGGAGGUUUUCUGGUUCUCGGAGGAGUUGGUUUGGAAGGUUAUCCAAGCCGGACCUCCGCCUACCCCCUCCCUCCCCCGCUGCCCCACCUCAGGCGCAACCAGAACUCGAAAGACCCUCCCCACGCCCCCUCAAUACUCCGUCACAUUCGCCACCCCCUCUUCCGACCCCUCGGAAGAACCCGAGCCCAACUUCCCCUGCCUCGUUGUCAAUAUCGGGAGUGGCGUGAGUAUCGUGCGGGUGGAUGAAGAUGGGGGGUUUGAGCGGGUGAGCGGGACGAGUUUGGGUGGGGGGACACUGUGGGGUCUGUUGAGUCUUUUGACGGAUGCGAGGAGCUUUGAUGAAAUGCUGCUCUUAUCGGAACAAGGCGAUAAUACCGAGGUCGACAUGCUCGUCGGGGACAUCUACGGCUCGGACUACUCCAAGAUUGGACUCAAGUCCAGUACGAUCGCUUCUACGUUCGGUAAAGUCUUCAAGAAGGGCCAAACUGCGGAUGAGCGGAAAAAGGGGAUAAGGCAGGAAGAUGUAGCGCGGAGUUUGCUUUAUGCUAUUAGUAACAACAUUGGGCAUGUUGCAUACAUGAACGCCGCGAAGUAUGGGCUUAACAAGGUGUUCUUCAGUGGCUGCUUCAUUCGAGGCCACGCAUCGACUAUCUCCACUCUGUCAUACGCUAUUCGUUUCUGGUCGAAAGGAACCAUGCGAGCGUGCUUCUUGCGGCAUGAGGGCUUCCUCGGAGCCAUCGGAGCGUGGAUCAAGAACGUCGAGCAGCUGGAAGAGACGGAUGGGCCGAACGGUAUGCAUACCGAGGGCGAUUCAGAUACUCCGGGAGGGGUCAAGCAGAGCAUAUAG
Molecule: messenger RNA, 1749 nt
Organism: Dioszegia hungarica
Lineage: Eukaryota; Fungi; Basidiomycota; Tremellomycetes; Tremellales; Bulleribasidiaceae
Product: putative pantothenate kinase
Exons: 8
Coding region: 1-1749 (582 amino acids)
Biological process (GO): coenzyme A biosynthetic process
Cellular component (GO): cytosol; nucleus
Molecular function (GO): ATP binding; pantothenate kinase activity
Source: RefSeq, a predicted model, not a curated record